CUUGCAGCUGGGCGCAGAGCCCGAGGAGUGGCAGCGCGGAGCUGACCCUACGUGUCGUCACUGUGCUCAUUGCCCCCAGGCGGUGGGCGAACCCCAGACGCUCCGGCUCAGGUCCCGUCCCGGCUCUGCGCCGCUCGCCUGCCCUCCGUCCCUCGCCAGCACACUCCUAAGAUCCGAGGACUUAGUUGCGAACGCUCCGGCCCAAGAUCUCAUCUAAACUUUCUUUGCCUACUUGUGCCUGGGAACCAGCAAUGAAGCAGAGUUUUGCCUUUGACAACAUUGGCUUCGAAGGCAGUCCGGAUGGCCUGUGCCCUUCCCCUCAGGUGGCCACGAACCUGAUCAGGAUUUGGGGUAUGACUUGCCAGUCAUGUGUCCAGUCCAUCGAGGGCAUGAUUUCUAGUUUGAAAGGCAUCGUAAGCAUUGAGGUUUCCCUGGAACAAGGCAGUGCCACUGUGAAACAUGUGCCAUCAGUCAUCAGCCUGCAGCAGGUUUGCCAUCAAAUUGGGGACAUGGGUUUUGAAGCCAGCAUCACACAGGGAAAGGCUGCUUCCUGGCCCUCCAGGUCCUGGCCCUCCCAGGAGGCUGUGGUGAGGCUCCGUGUGAAGGGCAUGACCUGCCAGUCCUGUGUCAGCACCAUCGAAGGCAAGGUCCGGAAACUGCAAGGAGUAGUGAGGGCCAAAGUCUCCCUCAGCAGCCAGGAGGCCAUCGUCACUUACCAGCCUUAUCUCAUUCAGCCAGAAGACCUCAGGGAUCACGUAAAUGACAUGGGGUUUGAAGCUGCCAUCAAGAACAAAGUGACGCCCUUAAGCCUGGGACCAAUUGAUAUUAGGCAGUUACAGAGCACUAACCCAAAGACGCCUUCAGCUUUUGCUAACCAGAAUUCCAAUAAUUCUGAGACCCUGGGCAACCAAGGGAGCCAUGUGGUCGUCCUCCAACUGAGAAUAGAUGGAAUGCACUGUACGUCUUGCGUCUUAAAUAUUGAAGGAAGUAUAGGCCAACUCCCAGGGGUUCAAAAUAUUCGAGUGUCUUUGGAGGACAGAACUGCCCAAGUACAGUAUGAUCCUUCUCGUACCAGCCCCAUGUCUUUGCGGAGGGCCAUUGAGGCGCUUCCACCCGGGAACUUUAAAGUUUCUCUUCCUGAUGGAGCAGAAGGCAGUGGAACAGAUCACGGGUCUCCCAAUUGCCACUACCCUGGCUCCCCGCAGAGAGACCAGGUGCAGAGCAGUCCCACAGUGCUUACCAUUGCAGGCAUGAGCUGUGCAUCCUGUGCCCAGGCUAUCAAAGGCGCCAUCUCCCGGCGGGAAGGGGUGCAGCAGGUGUCAGUCUCUUUGGCUGAAGGGAGUGGAACGAUUCUUCAUGAUCACUCUGUAAUUAGCUCAGAAGAGCUCAGAGCUGCUGUGGAAGACAUGGGGUUUGUGGCCUUGGUUGCUCCUGUGGGGAACUAUUCUCUCAACCCUGUUGGACACCUCAGUGGUGGCACUUCCAUGGUGCAAACUACAGGUGUCCCACCUGUGUCUGUGCGGGAAGUGGCUCCCCAUGCUGGGGAGCUUUCUCAAAGCCAUGAGCCCAGUCACUUGCCAAAGGCCCUUCAAGCCACCAGAACAGUGGGGCUGCAGAAAUGUUUUUUACAAAUCAAAGGCAUGACCUGUGCAUCUUGUGUGUCUAACAUAGAAAGGAAUCUGCAGAAAGAAGCUGGUGUUCUCUCCGUGUUGGUUGCCUUGAUGGCGGGAAAGGCAGAAGUCAAGUAUAAUCCAGAAGUCAUCCAGCCACCCCGGAUAGCUCAGCUCAUCACAGACCUGGGAUUUGAGGCUGCCGUCAUGGAGGACUAUGCAGGCUGCAAUGGCGACAUCGAGCUGAUUAUUACGGGGAUGACCUGCACGUCCUGUGUCCACACCAUUGAGUCCAAGCUCACAAGGACAAAUGGCAUCACCUAUGCCUCUGUGGCCCUUGCCACCAGUAAAGCCCUUGUUAAAUUUGAUCCAGAAAUUAUCGGUCCACGGGAUAUUAUCAGAAUUAUUGAGGAAAUUGGCUUUCAUGCUUCCCUGGCCCGGAGAAACCCCAGUGCUCAUCACUUGGACCACAAGAUGGAAAUAAAACAGUGGAAGAAGUCUUUCCUGUGCAGCCUGCUGUUUGGCGUCCCUGUCAUGGGUUUAAUGAUCUACAUGCUGGUACCCAGCAGUGAGCCCCACGUCCUGGACCAUAACAUCAUUCCCGGACUGUCCAUUCUAAAUCUCUUCUUCUUUAUCUUGUGUACUUUUGUCCAGGUCCUUGGUGGAUGGUACUUCUAUGUUCAGGCCUACAAAUCCUUGAGACACAGGUCAGCCAACAUGGACGUGCUCAUCGUCCUGGCCACAAGUAUCGCCUACAUCUACUCUCUGGUCAUCCUGGUGGUUGCAGUGUUUGAGAAGGCUGAGAGGAGUCCUGUGACGUUCUUCGACACCCCCCCCAUGCUCUUCGUGUUCAUCGCCCUGGGGCGCUGGCUGGAGCAUGUGGCGAAGAGCAAAACCUCAGAAGCCCUUGCCAAACUCAUGUCUCUCCAAGCUACAGAAGCCACUGUUGUGACCCUUGGUGAGGACAACUUAAUCAUCAGAGAGGAGCAAGUCCCCAUGGAGCUGGUGCAGCGUGGUGACAUCAUCAAGGUGGUCCCUGGGGGAAAGUUCCCAGUGGAUGGGAAAGUACUAGAAGGCAAUACCAUGGCUGACGAGUCCCUCAUCACAGGUGAAGCCAUGCCUGUCACCAAGAAACCCGGAAGCACCGUGAUCGCUGGAUCCAUAAAUGCACACGGCUCUGUGCUGAUUCAAGCAACCCAUGUGGGCAACGACACCACUUUGGCUCAGAUUGUGAAAUUAGUGGAAGAGGCUCAGAUGUCAAAGGCGCCCAUUCAGCAGCUGGCCGACCGGUUCAGUGGAUAUUUUGUCCCAUUUAUCGUCAUUAUUUCAACUUUGACGUUGGUGGUAUGGAUUAUAAUCGGUCUUAUCAAUUUUGGUGUUGUUCAGAAAUACUUUCCUAACCCCUACAAACACAUCUCUCAGACGGAGGUGGUGGUCCGCUUCGCCUUCCAGACAGCCAUCACCGUGCUGUGCAUCGCCUGCCCCUGCUCCCUGGGGCUGGCCACGCCCACAGCUGUCAUGGUGGGCACCGGAGUGGCCGCCCAGCACGGCAUCCUCAUCAAGGGCGGGAAGCCCCUGGAGCUGGCGCACAAGAUAAAGACUGUGAUGUUCGACAAAACUGGCACCAUCACCCACGGGGUCCCCAGAGUCAUGCGCUUCCUCCUGCUCGUGGACGAGGCCUCACUGCCCCUCAGGAAGGUUCUGGCCGUGGUGGGGACUGCAGAGGCCAGCAGUGAACAUCCCCUGGGGGUGGCAGUCACCAAAUACUGUAAGGAGGAACUUGGAACAGAGAUCUUGGGAUACUGCACAGACUUCCAGGCUGUACCAGGUUGUGGAAUUGGGUGCAAAGUCAGCAAUGUGGAAGGCAUCCUGGCCCACAGGGAGCGCCCACCAGGUGAACGGGCCGGUCAUCUGAACGGGGUUGGCAGCCUUCCUGUGGAAAAAGAUGCAGCCCCGCACACCUACUCUGUGCUGAUUGGAAACCGGGAAUGGCUGAGGCGCAAUGGCUUAACCAUUUCCAGUGACGUCAGUGACGCUAUGACAGACCACGAGAUGAAAGGGCAGACGGCCAUCCUGGUGGCCAUUGACGGUGUGCUCUGCGGGCUCAUCGCCAUCGCAGACUCUGUCAAGCCGGAGGCCGCCCUGGCUGUGCACACACUGCAGAGCAUGGGCAUUGAUGUGGUUCUGAUCACGGGGGACAAUCGGAAGACGGCCAGAGCCAUUGCUACUCAGGUUGGGAUCAGGAAGGUCUUCGCGGAGGUACUACCUUCUCACAAGGUGGCCAAAGUCCAGGAGCUGCAGGACACAGGAAGGAAAGUCGCCAUGGUGGGAGACGGGAUUAAUGACUCCCCGGCCUUGGCCCAGGCAGACAUGGGUGUUGCUAUCGGCACUGGCACAGACGUUGCCAUCGAGGCGGCCGACGUUGUCCUCAUCAGAAAUGACUUGCUCGAUGUGGUGGCUAGCAUUCACCUUUCUAAGAGGACUGUCCGCAGAAUCCGAGUCAAUCUGGUCCUGGCGCUGAUUUAUAACCUGAUUGGGGUCCCCAUCGCAGCAGGAGUCUUCAUGCCCAUCGGCAUCGUGCUGCAGCCGUGGAUGGGCUCGGCGGCCAUGGCAGCCUCCUCCGUGUCUGUGGUGCUGUCCUCCCUGCAACUCAAGUGCUAUAAGAAGCCCGACCUGGAGAGGUACGAGGCGCAGGCCCACGGCCGCAUGAGGCCUCUGACCGCGUCACAGGUCAGUGUGCAUAUUGGCAUGAAUGACCGACGCCACGACUCCCCCAGGGCCACAUCGUGGGACCAGGUCAGCUACGUCAGCCAGGUGUCUUUGUCCUCCCUGACUUCCAACAGGCCACGUCGGCAUAGCACUGCUGUGGACAGUGGUGGGGACAAGUGGUCUCUGCUCCUGAAUGACAGAGAUGAGGAGCAGUAUAUCUGACAGCCCUGGGCAGGACUGACCCAGCUCCCUCCAGCCUAGCGGCCAGCUCUUCUCCUCCCCAGGAGGAGCAGCUGCUGAGCCCAUGGUCAGCAGCAGGGUGGGCAAAGCUUGGCCCAGCUUUGGGGGACUUCACUUCUUGGACAUUUCCAAUAAUCUCGCCCUGAAGAGGCCUUGUCCAGAUACAGCUGGCAUUGGCCUGGAGAGGAUUGCCCUGCCUGGGUCCUACUGGUGCUGGCCUGAGUGUUGUGGCGUCACCGUGCUGUCAGAGUGUGCUUUGUCAGAAUCCUGCCUGGACUCCAGAGUACGAGAAGCAAGUCAGCUCUCAUAGACUCUGCUUGUGGUGUUUGGGUCGACUACCUAUAUAAUGAGAAACACUGUCAAUGGGACCGAAAACCUAGCUUGGUCCUUUCCAGGGACCUUGUAUUAAAUCAGAACUCACUGUUUGACUCUU
Messenger RNA from Otolemur garnettii (small-eared galago), 4992 nucleotides. It is a transcript of the gene ATP7B, whose product is annotated as ATPase copper transporting beta. The coding region runs from base 252 to 4541 and encodes 1429 amino acids. NCBI's taxonomy places the organism in Eukaryota, Metazoa, Chordata, Mammalia, Primates, Galagidae. The transcript has 21 exons. Gene Ontology annotation, biological process: copper ion homeostasis; monoatomic cation transport. Gene Ontology annotation, molecular function: ATP hydrolysis activity; copper ion binding; ATP binding. Gene Ontology annotation, cellular component: membrane; trans-Golgi network; perinuclear region of cytoplasm. The record is from RefSeq and is a predicted model, not a curated record.